Molecule: messenger RNA, 1906 nt
Organism: Wyeomyia smithii (pitcher-plant mosquito)
Lineage: Eukaryota; Metazoa; Arthropoda; Insecta; Diptera; Culicidae
Product: fasciclin-3-like
Exons: 6
Coding region: 108-1232 (374 amino acids)
Source: RefSeq, a predicted model, not a curated record
CGAAGGUCUCGGUCGUCGCGAGUUUUUAAAGUAAUCUGUAAGCUUGCUUCGCGUGCGACUUUUGAAACCGUUAAGACGCGUGUUGAACAUUGGUCAAACUACUAGCAAUGAUCUGGUCUUUGCGGCCACAGCCGUUCACCUCAGUGACAACUUGGAUAGUUUCAGCUCUAUGUAUUGCAUUCAUCACGCUCGCAAAAUCGCAAGGCAUUCAAACCAUCCCAACAACUGCUUAUGUAAAGUCACUUUCAAAAAAUGUUAAACUGCUAUGCCGGAGUGACAAACCAAUCGACUCUUGCAGUAUCAAAAUUCCCGGAUUCAUUGGCACUCAUGACAUCCACAAACUACCCGAUGGAGUCAACUACUAUGGGGAAAGCUUACCUCGAGGAGAUUGUGGUAUCGAAAUAGUGACUUUCAAAUCAACUAACGAAGGAAAAUUCUUUUGCAAUAUGACUAUUGGAGAAGAGCUAUUUAUAGCAACAAUCGAUAUUGUUAUACCGAUAACUCCAGAGCCAACCGAAAUUGAAUUGGGACGCAAUACAGAGAUUAAGCAGGGAGGAUUGGCUCCCAAUCAAACUCUGGCGGUAAAAUGCAUUUCGCAGGAUGCCAUUCCGCAGGCCAAUCUAACUUGGUUCCUUGAUGACCGUCCAAUGAAUACCAGUUUGCUGGCGCCCUUAGAAACAAGUAUAACGGUUGACAAAAAAGGAAGAAAAUUAACGACAGUGCAACAAGAGCUAAAAUAUUUUAUAACUGCUGCGGACUGCGGAAAGAAAAUUAUUUGCAAGGCGGAACACUUCGCUAUAAACAAAGGUUACUACCGAGCCUUUUUACCCCUCAAUAUUCGAAUUCCUCCUCAGCCAAAACCUCACAUAUACAUUGAGAACGGCUCUUAUGCGAUAGUAAAUGUUACAAUCAAAUCUAAUCCACGACCAAAAACUAGCUGGAAAGUCAAUGGUGUCACAAUUGACGAAGGUUUCACAGUUGGACCAUAUCAGGCCUACAUACCCAAAGAUAUGGACCACGGUGAUUAUUCAAUCCUGUUAAAAAUCAACGAACCAGCGAAGCAAACAGAGCUGAUCGAACUAAACGCAAGCAAUGAUCUCGGUUCACAAACCUACAUGAUUAAAGGAAGCGAGUACCAGGAAAAUGGCACCUCAUUUUGGCUAAUUAGCAUUUGGACUUUCUUCAGCUCUAUGAUAGUGACUUGUGUGUUACAAAACAUCUCAAUUAUUUAAACUGAACUUUACGCCUUAACGUUGUUAUUCUACUAAAUGGGAUCAUUCAGUACCUAAAUUGAGUCAUAUGACGAAUGGAAAUCCAUCGGAAAUAUCUUUAUUAAAUGACCCUUUGUAAAACAGUAUUGCUUCACAAUUAGAAUAACUAAAGGCUCGCCUUUUGGCUAAUUAGCAUUCGGACUCCAUCUAUGCAGUAGUUACUUGUACAUUACGGAAUAUUUCAAAUGUUUGAACUAAACUAUUAGCCUUAAAUUUGUUAUUCCGAUAAAAUGGACCAUUCAGUACCUAAAUUGUGUCCUGUGACUAAUAAAGUCAAGGGGAAAAUAUGAUUUCUGUAUUGAAUGAUCCUAUGUAAACAGUAUUCCUUCACAAUUAGAAUAACUAGAGGCUUGAAAAUUCUUUUUCGUUGAUUCGUUUGAUAAAGAAAUAAUUAGAAACUGGUGAUCAUUACAGGAUGGCUAUGCACAUGAUUAAAACUAUGUACUAUCAUGGACACACGAUGUAAAGCCGACUUUGAAGUUUAAGUGCCUAUUUAUUCAUCGAAACUGCAUUUAUUUAGAUAUACGGUAGUGUCAUUUAAGAAAUAUUUAACAACAACAAACGCAGAAGAUUCGUUGACGUUUCAUGAGAAAGGUACAAAUAAACGUUUUAAACGUUUCAGUUGAACAUGUGAA